AUGGGCAAGGACUACUAUGCAAUCCUGGGGGUGUCCAAGGGGUCGGACGAAAAUGAACUCAAGAAGGCGUACCGCAAGCUGGCCAUGAAGUGGCAUCCGGACAAGAACCCUGACGACAGAGCUGCGGCGGAGGCCAAAUUCAAGGACGUCUCGGAGGCUUACGAGGUGCUGUCUGACCCCCAAAAGCGCGAAAUCUUCGACCGCCACGGGGAGGAGGGCCUCAAGAACGGCGGCUUUGGCGGCGGCGGCGGCGGGGGCGGCGGCGGCGCACACUUUGGGCGCUCACCCGAGGAGCUGUUUGCAGAGAUUUUUGGCGGCAUGGGCGGCAUGGGCGGCAACCCCUUCGGCUUUGGCGGCCCGAUGGGGGCCAUGGGGGGUAUGGGGGGCGACCCCUUCGGCGGCAUGGGCGGCAUGGGGGGCCCGUUUGGCGGCAUGGGUGGGAUGGGCGGCAUGGGUGGGCGGCCGCAGGGGCCGCGCAAGGACCCUCCCAUUGAGGUGAAGCUGGCCUGCACCCUGGAGGAGCUGUACAGCGGCACGACCAAGAAGAUGAAGAUCAACAGACAGACCUCCAACGGGCGCGCAGAGGAGAUCCUGGAGAUCCACAUACGGCCCGGCUGGAAGAAGGGCACCAAGAUCACGUUCCCUGAGAAGGCCCCACUCGCCAUGCCGCACCACUCUACACACGCACCCUCACGCACGCACAUGCACGCAAUCUACAAUUGCUGCCCACCCUGCUGA
Monoraphidium neglectum is the source of this 738-nucleotide messenger RNA. Its product is annotated as putative DnaJ subfamily B member 6. The record is from RefSeq and is a predicted model, not a curated record. The transcript is spliced from 7 exons. Gene Ontology annotation, cellular component: cytosol. Lineage: Eukaryota; Viridiplantae; Chlorophyta; Chlorophyceae; Sphaeropleales; Selenastraceae. Gene Ontology annotation, molecular function: protein-folding chaperone binding. The coding region runs from base 1 to 738 and encodes 245 amino acids.